CUUCUUCUUUGUUGAGGAAAGGUCUGAUCUUUUCUUAUAAAGAGAAGAGAUUAGAGAUCCACACACACACAGUACUCAUUAUUACCAUUCACUUUCACUGGCGGCCAACUCCAAAACCCUCCUUUUCUUUUGAAUUCUGAUAUUAUUCUUGACCUGGGUUUUCCUUUGAUGCCAUAUUUGACUCCUUCGUAUUCUAAUGGCUACUUCUACUCCCGAUAAUGAAGUUCCCAAUGCUUCUCCCAUCCCCAAAGAAGUAGAGAAGCCUCCGAUUGAGCCCAUAAGGUUGCCCACUGUUGAGGAAAUUCGCGGCCAAGACAUUUGGAACAACUGUGCUGUUCGUAGUGUCUUUAGUGGAGUCAUGGGUGGCGCUCUUGGGUUGGCCAUGGGUUUGUUUAUAGGUUCUCUAGAUAAUCCUAUAACUCGAGAUGAGAUGAGUGGUAAGCAGCAAUUUGUUUAUCAGGCAAAGCAGAUGGGGCGCAGGAGCUGGAGUUCUGCAAAGGCAUUUGCUGUUAUGGGAUUUGUUUUCUCUGCGGCCGAGUGCGUUAUUGAAAAGGCGCGAGCAAAGCAUGACACAACAAAUACAGUUGUUGCUGGCUGUGUUACUGGGGGUACAAUAUCGGCAAAAGAUUGAGGUUUAUUGAAGUUUAGGAGGCUCCACCUCUUCUUCAUCGAGUUAUGGCCCGUUUUGGAAGUGUAAGAGCUCCAACACACAUACAUAUAUGUUUUUGUAUAAAUAUAUUUUUGAGUUCAAGGCUGUCUUUGGUUUUCCAGGAAAAUAUGUAUUUUCUUAGCAACCAAACAGAGUUAAUAUAGCUGUAAUGGACUAUGAUUAGGGCUUUAUAAUGCGUUCAUGCUCUGAAAACAGUUUGAUGAUGAAUUGUUUCUUGUUUUUCUCAA
Messenger RNA from Cannabis sativa, 897 nucleotides. RefSeq names its product mitochondrial import inner membrane translocase subunit TIM22-1-like. Lineage: Eukaryota; Viridiplantae; Streptophyta; Magnoliopsida; Rosales; Cannabaceae. The transcript has 4 exons. The record is from RefSeq and is a predicted model, not a curated record. Gene Ontology annotation, molecular function: transmembrane protein transporter activity. Gene Ontology annotation, cellular component: TIM22 mitochondrial import inner membrane insertion complex. Bases 197 to 631 code for a protein of 144 amino acids. Gene Ontology annotation, biological process: protein insertion into mitochondrial inner membrane.